AAUAGUGUUCGAUUAUUUACUACCAAAGUAAACUUCAAAAUGCCUCUACGUUUAGGAGAUUUAGUGCCAAAUUUUAAUGCCGACACAACUCAGGGCAGAAUUAAUUUCUAUACAUGGCAAGGGGACAAGUGGGUGGUAUUAUUUUCUCACCCUGCUGAUUUUACUCCCGUGUGCACGACGGAACUGGGUCGUCUCGCCGUCCAUCAGCCCUUUUUCACUGAAAGAAACGUUAAACUUUUGGCGCAUUCAUGCGACAAGUUGCAAGAUCAUGUCGACUGGGUAAACGACAUUAAAUCUUACUGCCUGGAUAUUCCCGGCGCAUUUCCCUACCCUAUUAUUUCCGACCCGACCAGAGAUUUGGCUGUCAAGUUGGACAUGAUAGAUGAGCACAACAAAAAUAGCGAAACACAUGGUAAAACCGUUAGGGCUCUCUACAUUAUCGAUCCCAGUCAUCGAUUGAGAUUGUCGAUGCAAUAUCCAGCAUCCACUGGAAGAAAUGUCGACGAGCUUCUAAGAGUGCUGGACUCUCUUCAGUUGGUCGAUAGGAUUCCGCAGAUCGCGACGCCUGCCAAUUGGACGCCGGGCGAAAAAGUAAUGAUUUUACCCGAAGUAAGUGACAGGGAAGCAGAAAAUUUGUUUCCAGGCGGAGUCGAUAAGGUCAGCAUGCCAUCCGGUAUUACGUAUGUGAGAACUACGACCAGAUACAACAUAAAAUCGAAGUUGUAAUCAGCUUAUUGGCUGUGCAAGAGAUUCCUAUAAAAAUUGUAUUCACAAAAAACUAAUUAGGACGUUUUUUUAUAUUGCAAUAUAACCGAUUAAUUUUAGA
Molecule: messenger RNA, 826 nt
Organism: Brassicogethes aeneus
Lineage: Eukaryota; Metazoa; Arthropoda; Insecta; Coleoptera; Nitidulidae
Source: the annotation of a GenBank genome assembly